Molecule: messenger RNA, 1422 nt
Organism: Talaromyces marneffei
Lineage: Eukaryota; Fungi; Ascomycota; Eurotiomycetes; Eurotiales; Trichocomaceae
Exons: 1
Coding region: 1-1422 (473 amino acids)
Biological process (GO): phosphatidylinositol dephosphorylation
Molecular function (GO): phosphatidylinositol-4,5-bisphosphate 5-phosphatase activity
Source: RefSeq, a predicted model, not a curated record
AUGACUAACACAGCUGAAGAAUGCUUAAACGCAUACAUACUCACGUUCAACUGUGCCCGCAACCUAAUCCAUACAGACCGCUUCGCGGCACAUCUCUUCGAUGUCUUGCCGCCUGCCACUGCUACCACAGCUCCUGAAAUCUUGGUGCUGAGUCUGCAGGAAGUUGCGCCGAUAUAUUAUGCGUUUCUGGGCGGGUCAUUUCUUGUAUCGUACUUCCGUGCUUUCCAGAAGGCUGUUGAUGUUGCUGCAAGGAAUAGAUGGCCACGUGCCUCAGGUGAUGAGGAAGAUGAUGGUGUUGGAUAUGUGAAUGUCGUAACUCAUCACUGUGGAUUGACGGCACUUAUGGUCUUUGCCAGAUCAGAUGUCGCAGACAGCAUAUCCUGGACGGAUACAGCAGAAGUUGGAGUCGGGCUGCAGGACAUGGGCAAUAAAGGCGCAGUCGGUGCGCGGUUGGGUUAUGAUGCCCAUGGCCAUGAGACUAUGGAGUUGACGUUUGUGGCUGCUCAUAUUGCACCGAUGGAGGAUGCGUAUGAGCGUCGGAAUCAGGAUUGGAGGAGGAUUGUUGAGCGGCUGGUUUUUACAAAAUCCGAAGAUGGUCAAGACGAAGAGGGAGAAGAACCCAGUGAAGAUACUGCUCAUCUUCUGCACCAAACCAGAAGGGAUGUUGAGUCGGGCAUGUUCAGUCCUAGGUCACACCUCUUUUUUGCCGGAGACUUGAAUUAUCGCACCUCAGAUGUGCCGCCUAAGCCUGAAGAUCAUGCGCGAUACCCUCAACCACACGCCACACCCAGCGACGCAUCCCAUCUCUCCAAACUACUCAAAAAUGACCAAUUAACACGCGAGUUGCGCGCAAAACGUACCCUCCAUGGCCUGUCAGAAGCACCGAUCACAUUCCCACCUACAUAUAAAUAUUCCGACGAAGCUCAAAAAGCUGCUUCGCUGCCAGAGCAAGCUCAAGAUAGACCCGAUGGUGUCUGGAAAUGGGCAACAAAACGGUGGCCGAGUUGGUGUGAUCGGAUAUUGUAUCUCGAAUAUCCGCCUUGGGUGACGACCAGCACGAAAAAGGGGGGUUCAUCAACGAUUCAGGUUCAGGGGUAUAAUGCACUUCCUCUGUUUCCGACGUCUGAUCAUCGUGCUGUUGCGCUUGCUGUGAGUGUUCCGUUACGAGCAAUCAUUUCUCCAUCUCAGGCAGAAGACGUUGAUGAUAUACGCUUACAUCCCCCAUUCCCUAUCGAUCCAUCAUGGAGAGCGAGACGGGAAAAUGCCCGCAUCAAAGAGGUCGUUGUCGGUGGACUUGCAUAUUUGGCGCUGACGUGGGAGGGUAAUGGGAUUCUGUUGGCUACGGUGGCGGGGAUUUUUGGUGGGUGGAUUGUGCUUCGGUCUCUUUUGCAGGGUGAGGUUUCUGAGGGGAUGGUGUUUUAG